This is a messenger RNA of Chelonia mydas (Green sea turtle), 5681 nucleotides long. RefSeq names its product estrogen related receptor gamma (gene ESRRG). Lineage: Eukaryota; Metazoa; Chordata; Testudines; Cheloniidae. The transcript has 7 exons. Gene Ontology annotation, biological process: regulation of DNA-templated transcription. The record is from RefSeq and is a predicted model, not a curated record. Gene Ontology annotation, cellular component: nucleus. Bases 962 to 2269 code for a protein of 435 amino acids. Gene Ontology annotation, molecular function: sequence-specific DNA binding; DNA-binding transcription factor activity; nuclear steroid receptor activity.
AAAUAUGAUAGCCCAUAUCUAGAUCCUGCUGAGGUGGGGAACAUCCUUCUUCACUGUCAUAGGUUCAGAAAGAGUAUUUGUUUUAAAAUAAAUAAUCUCAGAGCAGGUGCUUGAGUUUUUGAUGGUUUUUGUCCCUUCCCAACUGUCUUUUCCUCAUUGCUCUUUUAAGUACAUAGAAUGCACUUGGCACGACGUGCUGUGCUGCUUCUGUAAAGUGCCACUGAAUCUUUACUUCUUCGGUUUGCCUUGAGGUAGCUGUGGUUAAGGAAUCUGGCUGCUUGGAUGCCUUGAAAUGUCGAUUGCAUUUAAGUGUGAAGAUGCUUAAAGAUGUACUGUUCUGUACAUAGGGAUAAUUAUACGCGCAGAGAGAUGUGGAGAUGCAGACACUGCACAGUAAUUCUCAUUGACUGGUGCAGGCACUCAUGACAGUUUCUCCCCCUCCCCCUUCUUUCUCUUUGAUUCCAUUUCUGCUGUGUUUUGUAUACUCCUUGUGGUAAGAUUUUGCACUGUAGAUUUUGAUAAAUUAGUUCAGACGCGCGUGUGUGUAUAUGCGUCUGUGUUCUUAAUCCAUAUCCUCUGCUGAAAUUCUGUAAACCAGUGUCUGCCUUGAUUGUAUUCCCCCCCCCCCCAGUGCUUUUUAUUUAUUUCAAAUGUGGUGCAAGAAAGUUUACUGAGAAAACUUAACUACACACUUGCCCCAGUUAUCUGCUGUAGUAUCCAUUUUUUUUUUUUUUUUAGCUGAACAGUAACUGGGAAAACCGAAGUUCAAGAAUGUAGUUGGAAUUCCAGACCCUGGCCUGGUGGAGGUGGCACUUUCAGUCCCAGGGGAGGAAGCCAACUGCUUUGUUUAUCAACACGUAAAGUACAGCACUGUGUUUCUGGUCAUCUAAGGAGCAGCACGGCAGUGAAGGCAGCUGCUUGCCUGGAUGAAAGAUGGUUGGUGGAAAGGCUUCUCUGCAGAAUGUCAAGCAAAGAUCGACACAUUGAUUCCAGCUGUUCGUCAUAUAUCAAGACGGAACCAUCAAGCCCCGCCUCUUUGACGGACAGCAUCAACCACCAUAGCCCUGGUGGCUCUUCAGACGCCAGCGGGAGCUACAGUUCAACCAUGAAUGGACAUCAGAAUGGGCUGGACUCACCACCCCUCUACCCUUCCGCUGCAGGCCUUGGGGGCAAUGGGCCUGUCAGGAAACGAUAUGAUGACUGCUCUAGCACCAUUGCUGAAGAUUCACAGACCAAGUGUGAAUAUAUGCUGAACUCGAUGCCCAAAAGACUGUGUUUGGUGUGUGGUGACAUUGCGUCAGGAUACCACUAUGGGGUGGCUUCAUGUGAGGCCUGCAAAGCUUUCUUCAAGAGGACAAUUCAAGGUAACAUAGAAUACAGCUGCCCAGCAACAAAUGAAUGUGAAAUCACAAAGCGCAGACGCAAGUCCUGCCAAGCCUGUCGCUUCAUGAAGUGUCUAAAAGUUGGCAUGCUGAAAGAAGGGGUCCGCCUAGACAGAGUACGUGGAGGUCGCCAGAAGUACAAGCGCAGAAUAGAUGCCGAGAAUAGCCCAUACCUGAACCCUCAGCUAGUUCAGCCAGCCAAAAAGCCAUAUAACAAGAUUGUCUCCCAUUUGCUGGUUGCUGAACCAGAGAAGAUCUAUGCCAUGCCUGACCCCACUGUUCCAGAUAGUGACAUCAAAGCGCUCACCACACUUUGUGACCUGGCAGACAGAGAAUUGGUGGUCAUCAUUGGAUGGGCUAAACAUAUUCCAGGAUUCUCCACUUUGUCUCUGGCUGACCAGAUGAGCCUUCUGCAGAGUGCUUGGAUGGAGAUUUUGAUCCUGGGCGUAGUGUACCGAUCACUUUCUUUUGAGGAUGAGCUUGUCUAUGCUGAAGAUUAUAUUAUGGAUGAAGACCAGUCCAAAUUAGCAGGCCUUCUUGACCUCAACAAUGCCAUCCUGCAGCUGGUAAAGAAAUACAAGAGCAUGAAGUUGGAGAAAGAAGAGUUUGUCACCCUCAAAGCUAUAGCGCUUGCUAAUUCAGACUCAAUGCACAUAGAAGACGUUGAAGCAGUUCAGAAACUUCAAGAUGUCUUACAUGAGGCUCUGCAGGAUUAUGAGGCUGGGCAGCAUAUGGAAGACCCACGCCGAGCUGGCAAGAUGCUGAUGACUCUUCCACUUCUGAGGCAAACCUCCACGAAGGCCGUGCAGCAUUUCUACAACAUCAAACUGGAAGGCAAAGUCCCCAUGCACAAACUUUUUUUGGAAAUGCUGGAGGCCAAGGUCUGACUAAAGCAUCAUGGGCCUUCCCAUCAUGCUCAUUGAAAAAAAGGGAAAAUAAACAGGAUACUAAUGGCAAAGAAACUUAGUGUUUGAUUAAGGAAAAAAAUGACUGCACUGAUAUUUAGCAGCAAGACUGUGAAGCAGCUUUCAACUCUUUCUUCUGUGUCUAUCUGAUGCAGUUUUCCUUUUCCCUUUUCUCUGUGUUCCUUUUCUGUUCUUUUAGUUCUUCUUUUUCCUUUUUUUCCCCCUUUGCUGCUGAACUUUUUAAAAGAGGUCUCUAAUUGAAGAGAGAUGGAAGCCAGGCCUGCCAAAGGAUGGAAAUCCAUAAUAUGGAUGCCAGUGAACUUAUUAUGAACUAUAAUGUCCCCAGUGACAAAGGAAUCAAAGAAAGAACCAUCAUACCUUGCAGUACAGUACAACAUGAUGAACUGACUGAAUGCAGUAUUAGAUUUCAUAGGAGCAGUCUCUAAUUAGACAACUAAGCAACGAUGCAUCGGCUGCUUCUUAUCAUUGCAUUUUCCAUCUAGAUCAGUUACAGCCAUUUGAUUCCUUAAUUGUUUUUUCAAGUCUUCCAGAUAUUUCUUAGGUUAGCUACAAUGUAACUUUUUCAGGGAAUAGUUUAAGCUUUAUUCAUUCAUGCAAUACUAAAGAGAGAGAGAGAAAAUACUGCAUUUUUGUGCUGGCUUGAACAAUGAUGAACAAUAAUGAAGGACAAAUGAAUCCUGAAGGAAGAUUUUUUUAAAUGUUUUGUUUCUUCUUACUAAUGGAGAUUUUUUUGUACCAGCUUUACCACUUUUCAGCCAUUUAUUAAUGUGGGAAUUUACCUUACUAAAGCAAUAGUUGAAGGGAAGGUGCAUAUUAUCACGGAUGCAAUUUAUGUUGUGUGCCAGUCUGGUCCAAAACAUCCAGUUUCUUAACAUGAGCUCCAGUUUCUAACUAAAUGUUCACUGACACAAAGGAUUAGAUUACACCUACAGUAUAUCUGAGUAGUCUAAUGUCAAGUACAAAUCUAUAAAGAUGGUAAGAAAGUGUGACUGUACAAGUGUGCAGUUGCUAUGUGAUUUCUAACUGAUUCAGUUGUAAAUGAAUGAGAUACUGCCUGUUACUUGCAAAAUUAUAAAGUUCUCACACAAAGACCUGUGAACCAAUACUAGCUUAGAGGCAAUAAGGCAAAUGCCAAUGUUUGCAAAAUUAAGAAAUCAGAGUAGUAGACUUCUGACCAAAUUCAAGAAUUUAACACUUCUACACUUUAUUAAUUUAGACUUUAUUUUGUAAAUUGCAAUUUUUAACAAGUAGCUAAAUCAAUAUAUGUGCUUUUCAACCAGUAUUGUCACAGCAUGAAAGUCAGUCAGUUCCAAGACUGUUAAGAGGUGUAAUCUAAUGUAUAAGCCAAUUAGAUGCCCCCAGAAAACUACAGUCGCUAAAUAACCAAUAAACAAUAACCUCCAUCCAAUGCUAUACCAAUGUACCAGUGUUAGUAGCUGCUCCCUGUACUAUGUGAACAUCCUUAUUCUAUGUACACAGAUGUAAUUAAAAUUGUAAUCCUAACAAACAAAAGAAAUGUAGUUCAGCUUUUCAGUGUUUCAUGUUUGCUGUGCUUUUCUGAAUUUUUAUGUUGCAUUCAAAGACUGUUGUCUUGUUCUUCUUGUGGUGUUUGGAUUCUUGUGGUGUGUGCUUAUAGACACAGGGUAGAAUUAGAGACAAUAUUGGAUGUACAAUUCCUCAGGAGAUUACAGUACUAUAUUCUAUUCCUUACUGGUAAUAAGGUUCUUCCUAGUAAUAAUUAAGAGAUCGAAACUCCAAACAAGUACUCAUUAUGAACAGAUACACAUUGAAAUCAUAAUAUUUUCAAAGCAAGGGAUAAUUUCUGUAAUAGUUUAUUAUAGAAUACCAAUGUAUAGCUUAGAAAUAAAACUUUGAAUAUUUCAAGAUUAUAGAUAAGUCUAAUUUUUAAAUGCUGUAAAUAUAGCUUUUAUUCAAUCAUCUCUCAGAUGUUGUAUUAACUCUCUCUGUGUUGUUGCAAAACUUUUUUGGUGCGGACAAGUUUCCAAAACUAUUGCUACUUUGUGUGCUUUAAACGAAUACAGUAGGCUGACGGUGCAUCAGCCUUGUGCUAGAAAAUACUGUGUAUCUAUCAUUAGCUAUAUGGGACUAUAUUGUAGAUUGUGUUUUCUCAGUAGAGAAGUGACUGUAGUGUGAUUCUAGAUAAAUCAUCAUUAGCAAUUCAUUCAGAUGGUCAAUAACUUGAAAUUUAUAGCUGUGAUAGGAGUUCAGAAAUUGGCACAUCCCUUUUAAAAAUGACAAAAACAAAAAAAAAACAAAACAAAAAAACCCACAACUCCUGGGAAAAAAGGUGCUGAUUCUAUAAGAUUAUUUAUAUAUGUAAGAGUGCAAAAAUAAAAAAAGUUUAUUUUCCAGAUAGUUUGUGCAGGGUUUAAGUUACUACUGUUCAAUUACAGUAUAUAUAUAUAAAUAUAUAAUAUAAAUAUUGUUUUUGCUGUAUCACAUUAAAGAACUUGGGCUUCAGGGUCAAAAGCCAAUCAACUAAAAAUACAAAACACACAAAAAAUGGAGAUGUGUUAAAGGCACACGGUGCAAACAUGAGUUUUCAUUUUUAGUCAUUUUUUAGAGCUGCAAAAGAACAAGUAUCUCAAGACUGUAAAAACUUUAACCGAAAUAUGGCUAAAAGAACUGCACAGGCUUUAUAAUAAUGUUCAUCCUAAACCUAGCUGGAGGAGAGUUCUUUCAAGACCACUUACUUAAUGUGAAGUGUUGGGAAAAUUUCAAAAGGUGUCUGUUUUAGCCAUAAUGAUUUAAUUUCUAUGUUUUGCUUCAUUUUUUUUUUUAAUUUUUUUCUUAUUUAAAGCAAUAUGAUUGUGUGACUCCCAGAAGUUACACAUUUGUUUCAAUCAGAUCAGAUUGUUGUAUUUAUUCCACUAUUUUGCAUUUAAAUGAUAACAUAAAAAAGAUAUAAAAAAUUAAAACUGCUAUUUUUCUUAUAGAAGAGAAAAUGGGUGUUGGUGAUUGUAUUUUAAUUAUUUAAGCGUCUCUGUUUACCUGCCUAGGAAAACAUUUUAUGGCAAUCUUAUCGUGCAAAGAUCGCAAAAGGAGAAAAAAAAUUAAACUGCUUAUAAUAAUCCAGGAGUUGCAUAAUAGCCAGUAGUAAAAUAACCAUGUCUAUAGCUGUAGAUGGGCUUCACAUCUGUAAAGCAAUCAACUGUAUAUUUUUGUGAUGUGUAUCAUACCGUGUGCUCCAACCAAUGUCCAUUUGUGUAAAUGUAUUUAUUUUAUAUUGUAUAUAUUGUUAAAUGCAAAAAGGAGAUAUGAUUCUGUAACUCCAAUCAGUUCAGAUGUGUAACUCAAAUUAUUAUGCCUUUCAGGAUGAUGGUAGAGCAAUAUUAAACAAGCUUCCACUUUU